Cucurbita maxima (winter squash) is the source of this 2689-nucleotide messenger RNA. Its product is annotated as pre-rRNA-processing protein esf1. NCBI's taxonomy places the organism in Eukaryota, Viridiplantae, Streptophyta, Magnoliopsida, Cucurbitales, Cucurbitaceae. Gene Ontology annotation, molecular function: RNA binding. Gene Ontology annotation, biological process: rRNA processing. Gene Ontology annotation, cellular component: nucleus. The record is from RefSeq and is a predicted model, not a curated record. The coding region runs from base 256 to 2499 and encodes 747 amino acids. The transcript is spliced from 7 exons.
GGUUACACUAUCCCGCGUUCAAACAUCAGGUACAUAUAUAACCCCUAGACGCCUUAAGCCCUAGUUCCAUCGCGCAGCGUUCCACCGCCUUCUCCGCUAGUAGCCGUCGUUCCUCCGCCCGGACUGUUCGCAGCGAGUGGUCGUCGUCCCCCUCCCGGACUGUACGUAGUGGUAGUCGUUUCCCGCCCGGACUGUACGCAGUGGUAGUCGUUUCCUGCCAGGACUAUACGCAGAGGCGAGUGGCCGGCCGUUGUCAUGGGUUCCAAAAGUUUGAGUAACUCUAAGAAAAAGAACAAGGGUAACAAAAGUAAAGAGGAGAGAAAUCUUCAGUCUUCAGCCUCCGAGAAAACUAGCAUAUCCCAUGAUCGGGACAAUAAGAAAAUUAUCACUGAUCCUCGGUUCUCGUCCGUGCAUUUUGAUCCUCGCUUUCAGAAUGUCCCUAAGCAUAAAGCAAAAGUUGCGAUUGAUUCACGGUUUGACCGGAUGUUCGUUGACAAGAGGUUUGGUUCCUCUUCGGCUCAAUUGGAUAAGAGAGGUAAGCCAAAGAAGGGUAAAUCGGAGAAUCCCUUACGUCAUUAUUAUAAAAUUGAAGAAAAAAGUGAAAAGAAUGAUAGUGAGGAGGACGUAGAAACGGAGGAAAAGGUUGAAGAUGUAGAAAAGGAGGAGAAGGUUGACAGUGAAAGUGUAGAGAGUGAUGUUGAGGUUGAGGAAAAGAAUCAGAUAUUAGAGUUGGAGGAGUCAGAGUCCGAGGAUGAUGGAGAGAUAGAAUCCGACUACUACACAACUGAUACGGACCAAAGUGAACUGGAUGAGAUUUACGACGAUGAAACAUCUGAAUUGCCGGUGGAGAAUAUUCCAGAAAUCGACAAGGAAACUCACAGGCUUGCAGUUGUUAACUUGGACUGGAGGCACGUGAAGGCUGUUGAUUUGUUCGUCGUACUAAGCUCAUUUCUUCCAAAAGGUGGACAAAUAUUGUCUGUGGCAGUCUACCCAUCUGAGUUUGGGCUUCAACGUAUGAAAGAGGAAGAGUUGCAUGGUCCAGUUGGAUUGUUUGAUGAUGAACAAGAGAAAAAUGACAAUGACGAUGACGAUGACGAUGACGAUGACGAAGAGAUUGAUAAUGAGAAAUUGCGAGCUUAUGAAAUGAGUAGGCUAAGGUACUAUUAUGCUGUGGUGGAAUGUGAUUCUAUUGCGACAGCUGAUUACCUUUACAAAACAUGUGAUGGAGUGGAAUUUGAAAGGUCCUCAAAUGUGCUUGAUUUGAGGUUUAUUCCUGACUCGAUGGAAUUUAAACACCCUCCUAGGGACACUGCCACAGAGGCACCUUCAAGUUAUGAAGUUUUAAAUUUCCAUACUCCAGCCCUGCAGCAUAGUAAAAUUCAUCUUUCUUGGGAUGAGGAUGAACCCCAAAGAGUAACAGCCUUGAAACGAAAAUUCAAUGCGGGUCAGCUGGCUGAUUUGGAACUCAAGGAAUUUUUGGCAUCUGAUGGAAGUGAAAGUGAGGAUGAAAGUGGUGAUGAUGGAGUGGAGGACCAAACAGACAAAAAGUGUAAGAAAGGAGAUAAGUACCGUGCCUUACUUCAAUCUGAUGAAGAUGGUGAGCAGGAUGGUGGUCAGGAUAUGGAGGUGACUUUCAACACCGGCUUAGAAGAUAUAAGCAAGCGAAUCCUGGAAAAGAGGGAUAAGAAAUCAGAGACAUUGUGGGAGGCUCAUCUUCGAAAAAGACGUGAAAAACGGGUGAACGCAAAAAAUAAAUCCACACGGUCAUCAGAUGAUGACAGCAGCGACACUGAUAGAGAGGUUGGUGAAGAAGCAGGUGACUUUUUCGUUGAAGAGCCUCCAGUCAAACAAAGCAAGAAGGAUCAAACGAAAAACAUUAAAGACAGGGAACAUGUUGGUCUAGAUGGGGAAGCAGAAGCAAGCCGAGCAGAGCUCGAGUUGCUUCUUGCUGAUGACGAUGGCAUUGAUACUGGUAUCAAAGGAUACAAUUUGAAACAUAAGAAGAAAAAGGGGAAGGAAGAUAUUGCCGAAGAUAAAAUACCGACGGUCGAUUACAGUGAUCCACGGUUUUCAGCACUCUUCAAUUCGCCUCUCUAUGCUUUGGAUCCCACAGACCCUCAAUUCAAAAGGAGCGCUGCUUAUGUUCGUCAAGUGGCAUUGAAGCAGCAAAAGGGCGAUGGAUAUCAGUUAACGAAAAGCCAACUUGGGGAGUCUUCCACGAAACAGCCUGCAGCGUCCGGGGACGACACGGUGAAUGGCAACGUCCCUGUUAAGACUGAGGGAGAUUCCUCAAAGAAGAAGUACGAGCUUUCUUCAUUAGUUAAAUCAAUUAAAAUGAAAUCACAGCAGCUUCAGUUGCAAUCUGGUGGUCGUAAAACGCCGAAGGAAGAUGGAAAAAAGCGUCCACGAGCAACGGGAGAAGUAAGACAAUCAUUGCCAACCAUGGACAACAAGUCGGGUAAAAAGAAGCAAAGAAAAAUGAAAGGCACAGAGGAUUGAAUAUUAUACGCAACAACAAUGUAAUUUGUUUAAUUUAACAAUUUUGGGUAGAUUUUUGUGUUUUUUCCCCAUAAUUUCAUCAGUGUCUGUUAAUGUCUAAUGUCUCUGUCUUAACUAGCUAUAUUAUGUCACAUUCUCAAGAUUGAAUUCUUCUAUUCAAAAUUCACAAUUAUUUUAUCAUUUCACUUGA